AUGGAGGUCGCAUUGGAGGCCUUCACCAACUUAUCAAAACGCGUCUGGUUGUCAUGUCAACCAGAGGAAGAGGCUCCUCCAGGUUUUGGAGUUAGUCUCGUGCAGAUGGAGUCCGUAGUCAGGGCUUUGUACAGUCAUGCACCGUCUUUAAACCUGAGUUGUAAGAAGCUGCAGCAGGUUCCUCCGUGUGUGUGCAGGUUAACUCACCUGUCGGUUCUUCUGUUGACCCAUAACUCCAUCAGUGCUCUGCCCGCGGACCUGCCCUCCCUCCAGCACCUGACUGAGCUGAAUUUAGGGAAUAAUUCCUUGAAGGAGGUCCCUGCUGUUCUGGCCCAUCUGGAGUCUCUGAAAAAGCUGUAUCUGUACAGCAACCAAAUCACACUGGUGCCACCUGAGGUGAUAGGUUGCUUACCAAACCUGGUUAUACUCAAUCUGAACCACAACCACAUUCAGAGGCUUCCAGCUGAGGUUAAGAGUUUAGUGAAGCUCCAACACCUCAGUGUGAUGGACAACCAGCUGGAGGAGGUCCCUGCUGAGCUGGGUCAUCUCACUGAACUCACUGAGAUGAACUUCACUUUCAACAAUGUAUCCUCUCUGCCUCAGCAGCUGUACCGGUGUAGAGAGCUGACCAAGUUAUACUUAGCCAGAAACAAGCUGAGCCACCUACCAGAGGGAAUUGGAGCACUGGCAAAACUCCAGGUCCUGGAUGUGGCUGGAAACAAGUUGUCCAUGUUCCCUGUCGAGUUUUAUCUGCUGCGUCUUAAAGAGCUCCAUUGUGAAGGCAACAGGUUCAUCCGCUGUGAGCCGAUGUCAGCAGUGCAGCAUGUGGAGGUGCUCACACUGAAGGAGCUGGUUGCCCGGUUUGUCCUACAGGAGGACAGGAACAGGUUGUCUCUGGUCCACAGGAUGCUGCCCCACUACCCCCCCCUGACAGUGCUGUUGGCCAGUGGCAGCUGUUGUGCACUCUGCCGGGGCCCCUUCCUCACCACUUGGCUGGAGUGUGUGCAUUUCAUCAGCUUGAGGAAGGUCAUGCACAUGAAGAGUUCACUGAUUAUUCCAGUGCGUGCCCUUCUCUGUUCAUACAAGUGCUUUAAUACAAGUGGACAUGCAUACUAUGGUGUGGCUUCAAGAUAA
This is a messenger RNA of Sphaeramia orbicularis (orbiculate cardinalfish), 1134 nucleotides long. RefSeq names its product leucine rich repeat containing 69 (gene lrrc69). The transcript is spliced from 9 exons. The record is from RefSeq and is a predicted model, not a curated record. Gene Ontology annotation, cellular component: cytoplasm. Gene Ontology annotation, molecular function: protein binding. Bases 1 to 1134 code for a protein of 377 amino acids. Lineage: Eukaryota; Metazoa; Chordata; Actinopteri; Kurtiformes; Apogonidae.